GUGGGACAAAGUACUGGGGUACCUGGAGGUGUUGAGCAAGGCCUGGAUGGAGGAGCGCUAGGCAAGCUGGAGCAGCGUUGAGUGCCAUGCGGUUAGGGUUUAGAGAUUUUGCGUGCGAGUUCGUCACCCAUAUUGGGGGCGAAGUGAAGCAAUUGAGAGAUAAUGUAGGGAAGUUUUGUGAGGGCGCCAUUCAGGGUGCCAAAGCUGUAGCCGCUGUAGAGGGAGAGGCCAGACCCCGUAAGGACCCAGUGAAACUCAAGUUCCCAGAUGCGUACGGGGGGAAGAAGGAAGAGAACUUUGACAAUUGGGAAGCCAGUGUCAACAGUUAUAUUUACUUUCAACAUAUCCUAACAGAGGAGCAAGUCCUCGUGGCCUUCCAGGCCGUGAAGGACGAAGCGGCUAGCUUCGCCAAGUCACUCGCGCGUAUAGCCGGUUGUGAAAACAACCUGGUUGCAUAUUCCAAAGUCACUCCUCUUUCCCAAUUCCUCAAGCUCCUCAAGGAGCGUUUCGCUGACCCAACGCGAGGCAUUAGAGCCUCUGAUAAGCUCCAAACCAUCCACUCGCGGCAGUGGAGGAGUGCUAAGGCACUCAAGGGUACUAUGGACGACUUGGUAGCCGUCCCGGACCACGGGGUCACUGAACCCCAGUUGGUCCAGUUGUUUUAUCGUGCCAUUCCAAAAGCCCUACGCGGGCAUUUCUUUGACAAAUCUCAGCAGCCCGGCAUGACUUACGAUGUAUUGAGUAGAGAAGUCGUCCUGUAUGAGUCGAAGUCUAUGCCAGUUACCACUUUCUGGCAUAAGGACCUGGAGAAGGGGAAGAAGUGGAAAGAUCGUACCAUCUCGGGCCAAGUCAAGGCCAAGGAUCACCUGAUCCUGACAUUAGAGGAGGGUGGUACAGAAGAGGUCCCAUAUGAUCAGAUUGAGUGGGGCCUAGGGGAGGAGUACAGGGGAGGUCUUACGCUGCUGUCGCGGCCGGAGGGAGGCCGCAAGGUAGAGGAGGAGGCCAAGGCCAAAGGGGCCAGGCCAUGGCAGGCCGAGGACCGGGCGCACAGGGGGUUGGCGGACAGGGAAACCGCCAAGCGGGAGGUAGGGGUCAUGGUCCCCCAUUAAAUCGCCAGGGUAACCGGUCCCCACAACGAGGAGGUGGAAGGGCACCUCAAGGAGGAUGGCAUCCAUGCUUGCCGCAGGGCAGGCCCUGGGAAGACUUGGGCUUUGACCGACAAUUAUGGCAGGAAUGCGUGAACAUGGGUCAGUGCGUAUUUUGUGGUGACCCGGCGCACGUAAUUAAAUUUUGUCCUAAGUAUAGACAGGCCCGUUGGGCUGCCCAACAGUCAAAAGGCAGCCGCCAGUAGGGGUCACAACUGCCCCUACUUCAAGGCCAUGUGGAGAACUGAGCGCGCGCGAACAGGACACUCCCAACCCACAUGAGCCUAUGGCAGAGGUUGCAGGCCCGUGCCUAGAUAGCUGUCCAGAGACUGCUUGUGUUAGCGUCUCUUUAGGCACGUCCCUCACAGGUGUGGCAGAAGAGUUAAAGGAGAGGAUGCCAGCCUGGGCCAAAAUGAAAAAGGAGAGUAAGGGACAGCUGAUCUUAGUAGAUGUAGAGGUG
Molecule: messenger RNA, 1605 nt
Organism: Chara braunii
Lineage: Eukaryota; Viridiplantae; Streptophyta; Charophyceae; Charales; Characeae
Source: the annotation of a GenBank genome assembly